Suillus fuscotomentosus is the source of this 365-nucleotide messenger RNA. RefSeq lists its product as uncharacterized. The record is from RefSeq and is a predicted model, not a curated record. The annotation marks the transcript as partial. The transcript is spliced from 3 exons. NCBI's taxonomy places the organism in Eukaryota, Fungi, Basidiomycota, Agaricomycetes, Boletales, Suillaceae.
AAUGAAGAACAGUGCAUAAAGGAUCUGUGUAAAUGGGGUCAGAAAUACGGCGUGAAUGGUUUUGUGAGGUUCUCUGGAUGUUAAGAUGCGUCAAUGCCGAUGCUGAUUUGUGGAUCAUGGGAUGCAAAUGAAUUUUGAGAGUAUGAUCUGCAACUUCGACUCUCACAUCGAGGUCGCUUCGUUCUUAAAUCUCGAACGCACUCGCCUCAGCGGCGGAAAUCCGGAGCUGCCUGAGGACCCUAAUACUAAAGUGCAUCGCGCUGUGGAAAUCACGCGUUCUGCUUCAUGGCACGAUCAUUAUCCAGGAGAAACCCGAAUUAUGCUUGACUUUUCUGGGCUCGUCUCUUUCUGCGAUACCGCUCUUG